AUGUACAUGCGCUCGGACUUUGCAGCUUUGCGUGUAAGGAAAGACGUGAAUGAGUUGUCUAAAGCCAAGUUCACUUGCAGUCAAGCAAAGACCCGUGUAGAUUUUCCCGAUGGAGCGAACAAUAUGCUGCAGAUUAUUUUUACAAUAGCGAUUGCCGAUAUAUCAGGUCCAUUUGCCAACGGAGAUUUUACCUUUUUCGUCGAGAUUCCAAAGACAUACCCUUUUCAUGCUCCUAGCGUAACGUGCUUAACGAGGGUGUGGCAUCCCAACAUUGACAUGGCAACGGGCAAGGUUAUGAUGCCAAUACUGGGUAAAGAUUGGCGCCCUGUACUAAGCAUCAAUACCGUCUUGCUCGGAUUACAGUUAAUUUUUCUUGAGCCCGGCAUCGAAUAUGUCCUCAACCCUGAUGCAGCCGAGCAAUUGCAUCAACACCCGGAGCAGUUUAAGAAGGAAGUGCAGCAAAUCCUCUGUGGAGGAAAAUUCCACGGUGUUGAGUUUCCGUCUCAUCCACGGCAAAUCGAAAAACAGCGUUAUGGAUGGGGGUUGCGAGUGAAACGCCCUCGUGAUGAUGACUUGCUUGUAAACAACGAAUGGGACGGUGUGGCAAGCCCGAAUGCGAGCGAUAGCAUCAGUAUUGAGGCUCCAGAGCUCACGGAUUGCAGUGGCUACUCGGCUUGGAAACGGACGCGAAUUGAGUAA
Molecule: messenger RNA, 699 nt
Organism: Peronospora belbahrii
Lineage: Eukaryota; Oomycota; Peronosporomycetes; Peronosporales; Peronosporaceae
Source: the annotation of a GenBank genome assembly